Messenger RNA from Owenia fusiformis, 639 nucleotides. Lineage: Eukaryota; Metazoa; Annelida; Polychaeta; Sabellida; Oweniidae. The record is from the annotation of a GenBank genome assembly.
CCUCAUACUUGAUAUAUACACAUCAACUAAAAACCAUGAAACUAGUACCAUAUGUAGACAACCCAGAACAUUGGUUGAAACUUAUUCGAGCUGGGAGACAGAAUAGAUUGAAAGUAUCUCAAACAGGAAGAGGGUGGAUAGGCAUAGAUGACAUUAAAGAAGAUACUAAACCGGUACAAAUCAUUUCACCCAUGACUGCAGUUGUCGACAGAGCAAAGGCACAAUUGAAACGUCAACAUGAAGAUAUGAAAUAUGAAGAGUAUAGACCAUCUAAAGAGAAACAACAAAACUCUGUAAAUAUAAAGAAGAAACAUUCAUUUAAACAGAAAAAACAAAACACUUCGAAUACAAGAAAGAAACGGACAUUCUUAUACAAACCACCUGGUAUCCCAGCAAGGAUGGACGAUUAAAGUUAUUUGUAUAUAAUACUGAAUGAUAUGAAUAAAAAUAAAUAACUAAAGUUUCAAAUGUUGUUUGCUAUUUACAGUCAUUUACAAAUGGUUUGAAUAUGUAUGAACAUUAGUUAGCAUUACCUCAUUAGCAUCUGUUAGCAUUAUCAUUAGCAUAUGUUAGCAUUAUCAUUAGCAUCUGUUAGCAUUACCAUUAGCAUCUGUUAGCAUCAUCAUUAGCAUAUGUUAG